AUGGGAUUUCAUUAUUUAUAAAUUACUGAUUUAAUAAAAGCAAUAUGUUCAUCGAUCUUACUGAAAUUAUAAUUGUAACACUUCAGAUAAGAACAUGAAAAGGAAUGUGAAUAAUUAAAGGAAUCCUAAAAAUUAAAUAAUUAAGAAAUGGAACCAUCAGUACCUAGAAGCAUCAACUUUGAUUAUGAACCUUAAGAUGCUUAGAAGCUUUUUAAGACUUUUGAUGUAUUACCUGAAGGAAUAAUAAUACUUGAAAAAAAUAUAAAGGAUGAUUUUACAAUUAAAUAUUCAAAUUCUGCAGCCAAAUACCUAAUAGAUUCUGAUGAUCAUGAUUAAAUGUUAUAAGAACUUUUUGAUCUCAAAAGUGUUUCUCCAAAACAGAAAAGUGAAGAACAUCUCUAUAAAUAUUCAUUUAGCAUUUAAUCUUAAUAAAGUAUGAGAAGAAGUAGUUUUAAAAUAAUACCUAAAUAAUAACCAUAUGUUAAAUCAGCCUUUAAAUUAUCUUAAUAAUUUAUUUUAGAGAAUUAAUCAAGUUCUUAAAAAUAAGAAUUCCUAUUAUAACAACCUUAACCAAAUCAUGAUUUUUGUCUAUAAUUUCCUUAAGUUUAAAUAGUAUUUCCAACUACUUAAACAAAAAAUGAAAAUAUGAAUCAUUCCAAUUCUCCUUCAAUUCAUUAUGCAACUUCUCAUAAAAAAUCUUUAGAAGAUAUAGAUUCUUUUCAUUAUUUGUUAGUAUAAAUUUGGUUAUAAUUACAUACAUUAGUUAAAGAGAAAGUAUUGAAUUAUUAAAAUUAACCUCUUUAUUAUAUCCAUGAAAGUAAUGCAUUUGUAACCAAUAUUAAAAAGUUAUAAAAAAAAUAAUGUUUGGAUCUAAAAGUUUUUAGUGCUUUACAUUACAAUAAACCUUUAUUAGUCAUAAUCCUUAGAGAUGUUAAUCAUAAAGAUUAUAUUAAAGUAUUAAAAGAUUACAAUUCAUAAAAAUCAAAGACUUUAUCUUUUGUAAGUCAUGAAUUUAGAACUCCCUUAACAUGUAUAAUAUAAAUGCUUGAAGAAGUUAUUGAAAAUAAAGCCAGUUUGAAUUUGAGUGAAUAAUAACUUAUUUAAUCAGCAUUAGAUAACUCUAAAUAUAUUCUUAAUCUUUCAAAUGAUUUAUUAGAUUUGGCAUAAAUUAGAGCUGGCAAAUUUAAGAUUCGAAAUGCAAUAUUUGAUUUAAAGUCUCUAUUAAGAGAUUGUCUUAAUAUGUUUGAAAUUUAAGCUAUGAAAAAGAAUAUUUAAUUAAAUUAUUAUUAUGAUAAAUCAUUACCAACAGAAAUUUGGAGUGAUUUAAAUAGAAUAAGACAAAUAACAGUAAAUUUAAUAGGGAAUGCUUUAAAAUUUACUUUGGAAGGUUCAAUAACAUUGAGAGCCUAUUUAGAUGGACCUAAUGAAAUUUGUAUAGAAGUUAAAGAUACAGGAGUUGGUAUGAGAGAAGAAGACUAACCUAAAUUAUUCAAAGCAUUUGCUAAGAUUGAAAAUAAAGAAACUAGUUAAAUGAAUGCUUAAGGUGUAGGAUUAGGGUUAUUAAUAAGUAAUUCAAUUGCUACUUAAUUAAAUUCUGAAUAAAGAGGUUUAGGAUUUAGAUCAGUAUAUUAAGAAGGAACAACAUUUUGUUUUUUAGUAACUAAUAGUAAAUCAAAUUAUUCAGAUGAAAUAGAAAAUUAUGAAGAUUCGAAAAAAGAAAUAGAUGUAGAUUUAGAGACAAAAUUAAAUGAUUUUAGAAGAUAAUCAAUGACUGAAAAAAAGUUUAUAUUAUAAAAGAAUUUCUGUUCUUGUCCAUAAAUAUUAUUGGUAGAAGAUAAUCAUUUUAAUGUUGAUUCAUUUUUACUUAAAUUUAAUAGAACUUUUUAAUCUUUAAUAAAAAUAGAUUAUACAAUCUCUGGAUAAUUGGCUGAAUAAAAAGUAUAAUAAAGAUUUUCAAAAUAAUUACAUAUUUGUCAUCCUUAUAAACUUAUAUUUAUGGAUGUAGAAUUACCAAUCUAAAAUGGAAUAGUAACAUCUAAAAACAUUAAGAAUUUUUACAAAACAAUGAAUAUUCCAGUAACAAUUGUUGGAUGUAGUGGAUAUGCUGAAGAAAAAGAAAAAAGAGAAUGUUUAUAAUAUAUGGAUGAUUAUAUUGUAAAACCAGCCACUAAAUCUGAUCUAGAAAGAAUAUUGAAUACUUACUUUUUUAAAUGA
This is a messenger RNA of Paramecium pentaurelia, 2214 nucleotides long. The record is from the annotation of a GenBank genome assembly. NCBI's taxonomy places the organism in Eukaryota, Ciliophora, Oligohymenophorea, Peniculida, Parameciidae.